UCUCCCGUCCCCUACCAUCUCCGUGACUCCCCUCAAAUUCUACCGCAUCGGUUUUCUGCAACACCGCCGUCGAAAUCCUAAUUCUGCUGUUUCGCCUGAUUUGGAAUUGGAUCUUCCCAGAACCGUCUUCCCGCUCGUCUUCUGCUCUGCUGUCUGUCCUCUUCGAUUCUGCAAUCGAGAUGGCCACUCAACCAAUGACGAGUGAGGCAAUCGCUCUAACUCAGAAGAAAAUGGAUAUGGCGCUAGAUGACAUCAUUAAAAUGUCCAAGAGAGCAGCUACCAAGGCCAAAAAAUCAAGAGCUCCUAAUAAAAAUCCUAGAGCUUUCAAUGAUGCGGCUAAAGCAAAAUCCUCAAAGUUGCGGGAUUUUAUGGAUUCAAGAGCCUCCCUCAGACAGGGAGCUCUUGCUCGUAAAAGAUCAAAAUUCCUGGGGAAUCAUUUUCAGUUGGCAACUGAGGCUGCAAGAAAGGUUGCAGCUGCUCCCUUCCGUGGAAAAGCUUUUAAUCGUCCUAGAGGAUCUAACUUGAAUAGAUCAAGAUCAGGGACUCAGGCUGGUCAACGCGCUGCAAAUGGAGGUGUCACUGCUAAGCUGCAGACACAACUGAUGGGAGAAAAUGCGGUCCCAGGCCAGAGGCCAAAAACAUUGGACUCACUGUUUGCUAACCUGAGGGAGCAGAGGGUAAAGGUCUUUUCUCGACAGAACAGUAAUUCAGUUCACCGUAACACGAAGGUUGUUGCUAGGAGAAUGCCACCUUGGUGCCGCGCUCAGUUUAGCCACUAAUUCGUGGCCACAUGGAUAUAACAAGUUGAAGCAGUACGGUUUUCGGGGAAAAUGGAAGGUUCUGAGGCCAUAGCAUGCCAUCUCGCUCGUGACUUCCCAGUCUGCCUGCCAUUUCUGCUGUGCAACUGCUUAAGACACGGAAUUUGAUGUCUACUUUUGCUUCAUUUGUGCUCGCAUUCAGUGUCUAGAUGUCAAACUUCACCUUUCUCGUCGGUGCGAUCUAUCUGAAUUUGUAAAUUCUUAUUUCAGUGGAAUGACGAGCUAAAGCAGGUUUACGAGAUUCCAGCAGAUUCAUGGGAUCAAAUGAUAUGGUUUAGCAAUGGCACUGCUUUUCCUCUUUUCCUGUCA
Punica granatum (pomegranate) is the source of this 1127-nucleotide messenger RNA. Lineage: Eukaryota; Viridiplantae; Streptophyta; Magnoliopsida; Myrtales; Lythraceae. The record is from RefSeq and is a predicted model, not a curated record.